This is a messenger RNA of Daldinia loculata, 1812 nucleotides long. Its product is annotated as ferric reductase like transmembrane component-domain-containing protein. Gene Ontology annotation, cellular component: plasma membrane. The transcript is spliced from 5 exons. Gene Ontology annotation, biological process: intracellular iron ion homeostasis; copper ion import; iron ion transport. The record is from RefSeq and is a predicted model, not a curated record. Lineage: Eukaryota; Fungi; Ascomycota; Sordariomycetes; Xylariales; Hypoxylaceae. Gene Ontology annotation, molecular function: ferric-chelate reductase activity. Bases 1 to 1812 code for a protein of 603 amino acids.
AUGGACCACGGGCAUAUGUCAGGGACACCAUGGCUGGACCAGCCAGUAAUGCUUCACUCGUCUCGCGAGGACACGUGCAAGCUUACACCGGCGCAAUGUGAAUAUCGCGGUGGCUACUGGAGAUAUUGGUACCAUGCAGAUCAUGUAUAUGCUCUCGGGACGAUCUACUUCUUCGUGGCGGUCGUUGGCGUUUGCUUUAUUGGAUUUUACGCCCAACGACUUGCUCCUACGUCUCUUAGAGAAAAGACGUGGUGGCGGAAGCUAAUAGCUAGCUUUCGAUUUCUAUCAUAUCGCCGCUACGAUGUUUCUGCAAUACGAUGGCAUACUCCGGCUUUAGGAAUUAUCUUCCUGCUGAUUUCCGGCGCCGUUUUCUUCUUGUCGAUGACGCUAGGUCCAAAGCCGUAUUACUGGCCAAACACGCGAACGCUUAGUUAUGGAAGUUCGCCUCCUAUCGCGACUAGAACCGGUUGGAUGGCUCUGGCCUGUUUACCAUUCAUGAUGAUCCUUCCGACUAAAUCCAACCUGAUCGCUUCCUUGACAGGGGUUUCUCACGAGCGUCUUAUCAUAUUCCACAACUGGGUCGGAUGGGCUAUGUUCGCCCUCGCUCUUGUACAUACCUUUCCGUUCAUCGUCUUUCAUAUCUGGAAAGGAGACAUGGUCACCGUGUGGAAUACCAGCGUUGUAUACUGGACAGGAGUUGUCGCAUUGAUCGCACAAGCCUAUCUACAAGUCUUUUCACUCCGGUUUAUCAGGGAUCGAUUCUACGAAUUCUUCAAAUUAACGCAUUAUUUAGCAGCGGCAAUAUUUGUGGUGUUCUUCUUUCUUCACUGCGACUUUCGGUUGAGUUCCUGGGAUUACUUCAUCGCGACCGGAGUCCUCUACACGCUCUCUUUCCUCUACCCUCAAAUUCGCACCUACUUCGAAUUCGGAGUAUCCAAUCGUGCUAGCUUCACUAUGGUUUCGGAUCUAGCUUUGAAGGUGACGAUUCCUAUCGAUACAACGUGGCGGCCGGGUCAGCAUAUGUUCCUUCGUUUCGUUCAUAUGGGAAUGCACGCCUUUACGGCUCACCCCUUUACUAUAUGCAGUUUACCUGUUGUAGGAGAGAGUGGCGGACAGUCAAAGCUCAUAUUUUACGUACAACCUAGAGGUGGGCUCACAGGUCGUUUAGCCAAGGCUGCUGCGUUGCGACCGGGUUUCAGCGUUCCGGUUUUGCUAGAUGGGCCGUACGGAGGGGUUCAAGGAAGAUCCCUAUCCACGUACGAUUAUAACCUCGUCAUCGCUUGUGGCGCCGGUGCUGGCCUCUCCCUACCGUUCGUGCUGGAAAGUCUUCUUCGGUCGGCUUGGAAUCAACGUGCUGGCAAUAAGAAGCCUUGCACAAAGAUACAAGUUGUUAUGGCCACAAGGGAUACGCAGCUACCGCGGUGGUACGAGGAGGCAAUAGUACAACAUCUAGAGGAGAACGGCGUCGAUAUGGUACCUGACGAUAUCGACAUCUCCAUAUACCAAACUGGGAGGCUCGAGUCUAAAAGCAACAGCACGGUUAAAGACCCCGAAUUGUCUGACGAGAAGCUUAGUGGAAACUCUCCGGUGGUCAGACGCCUACCUAUUAAUGUAUUUUCCGGGCGUCCGGAUAUCACGACUAUAAUAAGGGAUGCUACUAGCCAGUCGGGGCUUUCUGUUGGCAUAGCUGCUUGUGGUCCUCGGGAAGUCUUGAAAAUUGUGCAAGACGAGGCAGCAGCCGCCCAGUUACGAAUUAUGAGCUCGAAGUCUAGCGCACGCGAGGUUUACUUGCAUUCUGAAAUAUUCUCGUAA